Messenger RNA from Fraxinus pennsylvanica, 1146 nucleotides. The record is from the annotation of a GenBank genome assembly. Lineage: Eukaryota; Viridiplantae; Streptophyta; Magnoliopsida; Lamiales; Oleaceae.
AUGUCCAAAUCCUUAGCAGCACUAAAAGACAUCUCGUUCUCAAGUAGUUAUUCAUCCGCUGAAUGGUUUUCAAGACCCAGAACGAAAGCCACCCGGAUUGCGGAGCUCCAGAUAUCUAUACAGCAGCUACAGAAGCCCAAUUUUAGCCCAUUGCAAACCCCAUUUUCAGGCCAACCUGGCGGCCCUCAUCUUUUUCCGAGACUAAACCGUUGCAUAGCCCAACUGAAUACACUGGUAAGGUUAUCCCUAGGGCUCCUCGAGCUCCUAGCUCCUUCUCCUCCUGGAUUUCGAUCCAUAGAGGUUCUUUCUCCUCCUGGAUCUCGAUCCAUAGAGGUGCCGAGUCACAUUUCACUGCAAAUUAUGGAUGGUACCACCCAACUUCCAUGGGUACUUACGGGAUUCUACGGCAACCCAGUUGCGGAGAGGAGGCAGGACAGUUGGCAAAUGUUGAGAAGACUCACCCCUGAAAGCCCAUCCCCGUGGCUAAUAAUGGGGGAUUUCAACGAGAUACUUAGCCAAGAUGAAAAGUUCACAUGGAGUAAUAAAAGGGAGGGGACGGAUUUCACCAAGGAACGGCUGGACAGAGCUUGCGCUAAUGGCACCUUUCCGGCCUUAUACGGUUCUUGUGUAGUGCAGGUGCUCCAAGUUUGUAAUUCAGAUCACAACCCUUUAUCCAUCAACUGUAACCAAGGCCAUUUUCAGUUGAUCCCCAAUGCCCGCUUGUUGUUCCGGUACGAAGCUGCUUGGGCAGAGAAACAGGAAUGUAAGGACAUAAUUGCCAGCUCCUGGUCUCACCUUAGGGGCCAUAACAGUUCACUGGGGUGGUUUAAAGAGGGUCUUAUGAGAUGUAGGGACAGGCUCCAAUUUUGGGCUCGGUCUAAUGCCAGAGAAGCUAAGACGACUCUUAAGGUUAACAUGCAGAAACUUAGGUCAUUGCAGCAGGUUAACAAAGGGGACUUGAAUGAGAGGAUCAGAGUCAUUCAAAAUCAAGUUGAUGGCCAAUGUCUUGGAAUGGUGGAGGUUGUCCUUUCUACUGAACUCAUUCGAACUGGCGUCGGGGCAAAGGUUGAAUAUGGAAAAGACUUCCAUUUAUUUCAGUGGCAAUACUCGGCAGGAAAUAAAGUCAGCCGUUCUUCAUGCCGCUAA